GGGGCGGAAGUUGCGGGGCAUUGUGGGAUCGACUAGAGCCGUGGCUCCUGAAUGAAAGUGGCGCGCCGCCCUUAUAGGUGCCCGGAUAGGAGCGGGUGGCGUUCGGAUCGCGGUGGGGAUUCCGGUGCCUUGGACUUCUGGUGCCCAGCCGACCUCGAGUAGGCAGCUGCGCAGGUCGGCUCUGCUCGGACCCAAGACAUGGCUCACAACAAAAUCCCGCCGCGGUGGCUGAACUGUCCGCGGCGCGGCCAGCCGGUGGCAGGAAGAUUCUUACCUCUGAAGACAAUGCUGGGACCAAGAUAUGAUAGUCAAGUUGCUGAAGAAAAUCGGUUCCAUCCCAGUAUGCUCUCAAAUUAUUUAAAGAGUUUAAAGGUUAAAAUGAGUUUGUUGGUAGAUUUGACAAAUACGUCAAGGUUCUAUGACAGACAUGACAUAGAAAAAGAAGGAAUCAAAUAUAUAAAACUUCAGUGUAAAGGACAUGGUGAAUGCCCUACAACUGAGAAUACUGAGACGUUCAUUCGUCUCUGUGAGCGGUUUAAUGAAAGAAACCCACCUGAACUUAUAGGUGUUCAUUGUACCCAUGGUUUCAAUCGCACUGGUUUCCUCAUAUGUGCCUUUUUGGUGGAGAAAAUGGAUUGGAGUAUUGAAGCAGCAGUUGCUACUUUUGCCCAAGCCAGACCACCAGGAAUCUAUAAGGGUGAUUAUUUGAAGGAACUUUUUCGUCGUUAUGGUGAUAUAGAGGAAGCACCACCACCACCUGUAUUGCCAGAUUGGUGUUUUGAGGAUGAUGAAGAUGAGGAUGAGGAUGAGGAUGUAAAAAAGGAAUCAGAACCUGGGUCAAGUGCUUCCUUUGGCAAAAGGAGAAAAGAACGGUUAAAACUGGGUGCUAUUUUCUUGGAAGGUAUAACUGUGAAAGGUGUUACUCAAGUAACAACGCAACCAAAGUUAGGAGAAGUACAGCAGAAGUGUCAUCAGUUCUGUGGCUGGGAAGGGUCUGGAUUUCCUGGAGCACAGCCUGUUUCAAUGGACAAGCAAAAUAUUAAACUUUUAGAGCAGAACCCAUAUAAAGUAAGCUGGAAAGCAGAUGGUACUCGUUAUAUGAUGUUGAUUGAUGGCACAAAUGAAGUUUUUAUGAUUGAUAGAGAUAACUCAGUGUUUCACGUGUCAAAUCUGGAAUUUCCAUUUCGUAAAGAUCUCCGUAUGCAUUUAUCAAAUACUCUUUUGGAUGGGGAAAUGAUCAUUGACAGAGUAAAUGGACAGGCGGUUCCUAGAUAUUUGAUAUAUGACAUAAUUAAAUUUAAUGCCCAGCCAGUUGGAGAUUGUGAUUUUAAUAUUCGUCUGCAGUGUAUAGAACGAGAAAUUAUAAGUCCUCGACAUGAAAAAAUCAAGAGUGGGCUCAUUGACAAAACACAGGAACCAUUUAGUGUCAGGAAUAAGCCAUUUUUUGACAUUCAUGCUUCAAGAAAGUUACUUGAAGGAAAUUUUGCCAAAGAAGUCAGCCAUGAAAUGGAUGGACUUAUUUUUCAGCCUGUUGGAAAAUAUAAACCAGGUCGGUGUGAUGAUAUAUUGAAAUGGAAGCCUCCCAGUCUGAAUUCUGUCGAUUUUCGCCUAAAGAUAACAAGAAUGGGUGGAGAAGGGUUACUUCCUCAGAAUAUUGGUCUUCUCUAUGUUGGAGGUUUUGAAAGACCCUUUGCACAAAUCAAGGUGACAAAAGAGCUAAAACAGUAUGACAACAAAAUUAUAGAAUGCAAAUUUGAGAACAACAGCUGGAUCUUCAUGAGACAGAGGACAGACAAAAGUUUUCCUAAUGCCUACAACACCGCCAUGGCUGUGUGCAAUAGCAUCUCAAAUCCUGUCACAAAGGAGAUGCUGUUUGAGUUCAUCGACAGAUGUACUGCAGCUUCUCAAGGACAGAAACGAAAGCAUCACCUGGACCCUGACACAGAGCUCAUGCCACCGCCACCUCCCAAGAGGCCACAUCCUUCAACCUAACACUUGCCUCUGACUUCAGGGUCAAGAGGAAAGAUGAGUGAAAAAAAUGCUGUUUCCCCAUUUUUGCAGCCAGAGAAAUUUAAAAAUGAGUGUGGCUUGACAUCUUUACACAUUUUGAAUUUUUUUAAAACAGGUAUUGUAGCCAGCCUGUAUAUAUUUGAUUCAUUUGUUUUCUCAGCGCUACAGUACCUCUUAGAUUUAAACAUUUUAUUUAUAUCUGAGAAACUCAGCCUUACUUUGUGGAAUAUGAAGAUUGAAAUGUCCAAAAGUUUAAAUGAGAUUGAAAUCAAUGAAAAAGAGGCCUUGUUUAUAUUAGAACAAUCUUUACAUUUAAUUUAUAAAGUUAAUAAUCUGGAACUAUGAGCACAUGAAACACUGUCGUUUUUAGAAGUUGAGUUUCAACUUUGGCAAUCUUUCCUUUUAAAAAUUUAGGCAGUGGCAUCAAAAGUUUUGUCAUUUAUCAUGGAUUUCUCACAUUUCUAAAAUUCCUAUAUUCAAAAAACAAAUGACAAGUUUGCUAAGUACUAUACUAUAUUAAACAACUUGGUCUAAUUUGUAUCAUUUUAAGAAGGUUUUUUUGGAAAAGUGAAAAAGGUAAAACUCCAUUUUUGUGAAUUGCAUUGUUUUUUUGAAAAAUAUUUUGACUAUUUGUCCGCAUCUAUUGUUUGAACUACAGUAUCAGUUAUCCAAUUUGUUCAUUCUGGCAGUGGUUUGAGUUACUUCAUGGAACUUAGAUAUAAACCACCAGGUCAUUUAUACGUUGUUCUCUUGGGAGAGCUUUCUUUUUUAAAAUCCAGAGCUAUUUCUGCUUUACCGCAGUGGUAUCAGCACAUUGUAAAUUACAUUAAAACACACAACUCACUGUGAUCUAUGGGAGCAAUAUCAAAUACAGAUGAUGUUGUGUUGGUUCCCUCAAACAAAACAGCAAAGGAAGUGCCAGGUGACUCUUUUGAUUAGAAAGUAAUGUCAAUGGAAUAGAAAGCUAUCACUAGAAAAUGUUCUCCCACUGCUAGAUAAAUGCUGAGGUGAAACAGGCAUUUGUAGGAAGUAAACAUCAAGAAAAUCAAGAUAUUUACAUUCAAAGCCAAUAUUCUAUCUACACUCUAGACUAAAGAUGUUAUUUCAUUGAUAUUUCUAAAUUUCAAAAUGUUUACUAAUAGACAGUGGGUUUAUAGGGCAGCAAAUUGAUCAUCUGCCAUUGUUGAGAAAUUAUGUUCUGAUGGUUUGUGAAGGAACUCUGAGAAUUAACUGGUUAGAGACUAAUGUAUUUAUUUUUAGAGGUAUAGGUUUUAAGUAUAUUUAAGACAAGUUUUCAUGAUCUGAAUUUUUUAUAUAUGCAUAUAUAUGUAAAUAUAUGCAACAGUGUAUAUUCUUCUACUGGUCAGAAAUGAAAACCCAAAUGAGUUACCUAGUAAACUGAAUAUCUGACAGGAUUUCUAUUUGACAUAGCACAGAUUAAACCAAAAAUGUAUUUAUAUGCGCCCGAGUUUUAAUGUUUUUAAACAAAGUUUUCUCCUGCAGUGCUUUUCUACAUGAAAUAAUUAGAAUUAUGCUUGAGCUCUUUCCUUUGUUGUUCCCAAGUUACAUAAUAUGUAGUGAAUUUUCCCAAAUUUCAUUUUAAUAUUUUAUUCUAGAGUGCUUUAGUAUGUUUGGGCACUAAAGGAUUCAGACACCUGUUGCCACAGUGACUACUGAAAGAGGAAAAAGUCUUAAGGUUCCAUGUGUCUUUUACAAAGUGGAUCUAAAAAAAUGCCUGUGCAACUCUGAGCAGUCUGAUGCCUGCUUCCCCAGAAUUUACAACUCCAGUAUGUUGCUUGCUUCUGAGCCUAUGUAGAGUCAGAGGGCCCAUCUGCAGAUAUAAAAGCAAGUUUUCACUAAUGAUCUUUAAUAAAAGUUAAAAUGUUUAUGGUAAUUAUAACCUUUUAAAUAAGUUAUGUGAAAAGAGCAUCUCAUUUUAAAAUAUCCAGAUAUUUUUUUCCUUGUCUUCAUUUCUUUUAACAGGGCUUAAUUUUCUUAACUUUAUCCUUCCCUUUCAGUUACAGUGAAAUUCAGUAGUCAGCCUCAUAAGUAGAUCCUAUGUAGUCCCCAAACAUACUGCCACCUGUAGUAUUAAGACAAGGCACUGGGCUUGUGAUGUCUGUCAUGGAGAAAACCCUUCCCUUGUCAGCUCACUUCAUGGUAGCUAUGUUCUGAGAGUGACGUUUUUGAGACAAGAAUAAAACUUUGCUUUCCUGAGUGAUCACAUGUAAAAACUUUUGCUUUAUGUUUGGAAAAGGUGUGGAUGACUCUACUGCCUGGAUGGUUACAUUUGCUUUCCGUGAAAUGCUCAAAAAAUGUCAGAACAUUCCUUCUCUAAUUGUGUGUCAGUGUGUAUUGUAAUAAACUACUGAUGUAAAAUAACA
Heterocephalus glaber (naked mole-rat) is the source of this 4394-nucleotide messenger RNA. RefSeq names its product RNA guanylyltransferase and 5'-phosphatase (gene Rngtt). NCBI's taxonomy places the organism in Eukaryota, Metazoa, Chordata, Mammalia, Rodentia, Bathyergidae. Gene Ontology annotation, biological process: protein dephosphorylation; 7-methylguanosine mRNA capping. The record is from RefSeq and is a predicted model, not a curated record. Gene Ontology annotation, molecular function: mRNA 5'-triphosphate monophosphatase activity; ATP binding; mRNA guanylyltransferase activity.